UGAACCGUCAGUCAUUACUCUUUUGCGUCAGCGUCAUUCUCUGCUUCGCACUCGUUUUUCAUCUUCUUUCUUCCGACACUUUCUCGUAUAUACGAACACUUCCAGAAUUUUUUCUCAUUCUCAGCAAAUCUAGGUUCCGAGAUCUUUGUCCUCGAAAACAAAAAGUCCAGAAUUUUCUCGGAUCCGAGGAAUGCUCGUUGAUCUUUGUGUCUCUGCUUGGUGUCAGACUGAGUGACGGCUUUUGCCUUUUUCCAUCUCUCUCUCUCUCUCUCUCUAUAUAUAUAUAUAUAUUUUUUUUUUUCUGAAAAUGGUGAUAUUUGGACCGAUAACUCCUGGCCAGGUUUCGUUUCUGCUUGGGAUUGUUCCUGUGAUUGUGUGUUGGAUUUACUCAGAGUUUUUGGAGUACAAGAGGAAUUCAGUUGCUUCAAAAGUUAGGCAUUCAGAUGUCAAUUUGGUUGAGUUAGUAAAUGAGACUGUUAAAGAAGAUGAUAAAGCUGUUCUGCUUGAAGGUGGAGGCCUUCAAUCCGCCUCUCCUAAUGCUCGAACAUCAUCAUCCUAUGCAUCUUCAUCCCCUGUUAUCAGGUUCCUAUUAAUGGAUGAGGCUUUCUUGGUUGAAAACCGGCUGACCCUUCGAGCUAUAUCAGAAUUUGGCAUCCUUUUAGCAUACUUCUACUUAUGUGAUCGAACAGAUUUCUUCGACUCUUCAAAAAAGAAUUACAAUCGAGAUCUUUUCUUGUUUCUCUAUUUCCUUCUCAUCAUAGUUUCAGCAAUGACUUCUUUCAAAAUCCAUAAUGAGAAGUCAUCGUUAACUGGAAAAUCUAUACAGUAUUUGAAUAGGCAUCAGACUGAGGAGUGGAAAGGCUGGAUGCAGGUGUUAUUUUUGAUGUACCACUAUUUUGCUGCAGCUGAAAUUUAUAAUGCAAUCCGAAUAUUCAUCGCUGCAUAUGUGUGGAUGACUGGAUUUGGAAACUUUUCAUAUUACUAUGUCCGCAAGGAUUUUAGCCUAGCUAGAUUUGCACAAAUGAUGUGGCGGCUUAAUUUCCUGGUCCUAUUUUGUUGUGUUGUACUUGAUAACAGUUACAUGCUUUACUAUAUUUGCCCCAUGCACACUCUGUUCACUCUUAUGGUUUAUGGGGCUCUUGGUAUUUUGAACAAGUAUAACGAGAUUGGUUUGGUCAUGGCUGUAAAAAUCAUUUCCUGCUUCUUGGUGGUUAUCCUAAUAUGGGAAAUACCUGGAGUAUUUGAGCUGCUCUGGAGCCCAUUUACUUUCCUUGUUGGCUACACAGAUCCAGAUCCAAGAAAAUCACAUUUACCACUCUUGCAUGAAUGGCAUUUUCGAUCCGGUCUUGAUAGAUACAUAUGGAUAAUUGGAAUGAUAUAUGCAUACUAUCAUCCAACUGUUGAAAGGUGGAUGGAGAAACUGGAGGAAGCCGAACCAAAGCGAAGAAUAUCAAUCAAAACAGCUGUUACACUUGUAUCUUUAACGGUUGGGUAUUUGUGGUUUGAGCAUAUCUACAAGCUAGACAAAAUUUCUUACAAUAAAUAUCAUCCAUAUACGUCAUGGAUUCCAAUAACGGUCUACAUAUCUUUGCGAAAUGUCACCCAACAGUUCCGGAGCUGCUCUUUAGCCCUUUUUGCAUGGCUUGGAAAGAUAACACUCGAGACCUACAUUUCACAAAUUCAUAUUUGGUUAAGAUCAGGUGUCCCUGAUGGUCAGCCUAAAUUGUUGCUUUCACUGAUCCCAGAAUUCCCAUUAUUGAACUUCAUGCUUACUACUUCUAUAUACAUUGCAAUUUCUUACAGGCUUUUUGAGCUGACAAAUACAUUGAAAAUAGCAUUUGUGCCUAGUAAAGAUGACAAGCGGCUCGUCAACAACAUCGUUACGGCUAUAGCUAUUUCAUGUGUCUUGUACUCCUUGUCUUUUGUAUUUUUAAAUAUACCACGGUUGCUGGUUUGAGAAUUGAAGGUGAAACGUAAAGUUUGUAGAGAAUUGCCACUUGCUUUAUCCAACAUCAGUUAAAGACACUUGAUUCAACAUCUGUUAAAGACACUUAUCCAACUCUGUUAAGGCACGCAAGGAAUACCAUUCAUCAGUUAAAGAGUUGCCUUCUUGACCAGAGCCGGCACAGGCCAGUAAAGGCCCUAAAGAGUUGUCUCCAUGACCGCUUAACAUAUAUAUGUUUAUAUUUCUAAUUUUACAAUGAGUUUUGCAAAUGAAUUUUAGUUACUUUAGUAUUUUUUUUUUUUAAAUUAUAAUUUUGUAUUCAUUUUAGAGUUGAUAUCAUUUUUCUAUAAAAUAAUAACCUCAGUUUGGCUCUAUUA
Ziziphus jujuba (common jujube) is the source of this 2322-nucleotide messenger RNA. Its product is annotated as protein REDUCED WALL ACETYLATION 2. The transcript is spliced from 16 exons. The record is from RefSeq and is a predicted model, not a curated record. Gene Ontology annotation, molecular function: acetyltransferase activity. Bases 308 to 1957 code for a protein of 549 amino acids. Gene Ontology annotation, cellular component: Golgi apparatus. Gene Ontology annotation, biological process: plant-type secondary cell wall biogenesis; xyloglucan metabolic process; xylan biosynthetic process. NCBI's taxonomy places the organism in Eukaryota, Viridiplantae, Streptophyta, Magnoliopsida, Rosales, Rhamnaceae.